Messenger RNA from Lottia gigantea (owl limpet), 1344 nucleotides. RefSeq lists its product as hypothetical. The record is from RefSeq and is a predicted model, not a curated record. The coding region runs from base 1 to 1344 and encodes 447 amino acids. Gene Ontology annotation, cellular component: Golgi apparatus. The transcript has 8 exons. NCBI's taxonomy places the organism in Eukaryota, Metazoa, Mollusca, Gastropoda, Lottiidae.
AUGUUAUCCGGUGAAAAUGGGAGAGGACUGAUUUUUGUGGCACCAGAGAAAGAAAUAGUGAAAGGACUAACAGAGCAUUUCCAAAUUAAUGUUUAUGCCAGCGAUUUGAUUCCAGUAAACAGACACGUUCCAGACUCAAGACUUCCAGGAUGUGCAGCAUUGAAAUAUGAAGAUGAAUUACCAACAGCCAGUGUGAUUAUUCCAUUCUUUAAUGAAUGGCCGUCUAUAUUAUUACGAACAAUAUACAGUGUUAUUAACAGAACACCAAGACAUCUUCUUCAAGAAAUAAUUCUAAUUGAUGAUGCCAGUACCAUGGAAAUCCUGAAAGAUCCAUUAGAUGAGUAUAUAGAUACAUAUUUCCCUCGUGGAUUAGUUCGUUUAACUCACUUACCAACACGAGUCGGAUUAACUAAAGCUAGAACAGUUGGUUGGAAGCAUGCUACUGGUGAUGUUAUUGUUAUAUUUGACAGUCAUAUGGAAGUGAAUAUUGACUGGAUCCAACCUUUAUUAACAGAAAUAAAAAAGAAUAGAAAAACUGUUGCAAUGGGUGUACUGGAUUAUGUAAACCGUGAAAAUUUUGAAUAUGCCUAUAAUAAUGGUUAUUUGACUAGAUAUGGAUUUGAUUGGAGGCUUGAGUUCUUUGAAACGUUUUUUCGGCCAGAUCAAAUAGGACCAGAGGAUUUCAGUCCCAGACCAGGAACUGUUAUGGUCGGAGCAGCAUUUGCAAUAGACAGAAAAUAUUUCAGUGAGAUUGGUGGUUAUGAUGAUGGAAUGAAAAUAUGGGGUGGUGAAAAUUUAGAGAUGACAUGGAGGGUAUGGUUAUGUGGCGGUAGAUUGGUUCAUUUGCCAUGUUCUCAUUUUGGUCAUAUUGCUCGAAGUCAGCCGUAUUCUUUUCCUGGUGGUCGAAAAGCAGUUACUAAUUAUAACUCUAAGCGAGCUGUUGAAGUGUGGAUGGGUCCAUUUAAAAGAUUUGUGUAUGAAUCUUCUCCAGAAAUGAAGGAUAUCGACGCAGGUGAUAUUAGUGAAAGAUUGGCUCUAAAGGAAAGGCUUCAGUGUAAAAAUAUGACAUGGUUUUUUCAUAAUAUUUGGCCAGAAUUAGCUAUUUAUGAUGAAAAUGCCAGCGCCUGGGGUUCCUCGAGGAAUAUUGGUACCAAUGUAUGUUUAGAUAAUAACGGUUAUUUAUUUCAAUCGGUAGCAAAACUUUAUUGUCAUCCAUGCGAUUUUAAACUUCAUGCUCAGGUAAAAACCUUACACAUAAUUAAAUAUAGGUUGUUGCUGCAAGCAACGCCCACUCUUCUCGGGGAACGUUACCCCACGUUUACGCCAUUGAAACACCGUUCAUAA